CAUUAUUCUAUUCACCCUCCUCAGUUACUUAUCUCUCAGUUCUAAAUUGUCCCCUAAGUUGGCGCAUCUUUUUCCGAGUACUCUUUCCCCGGCGAUUAUGUGUUUUCAGAUAUGCUAGAAGGGAAGGCCGUCGUCGGCGAGACCGACAUGCUCCAGGCGAUGCAACAGGAGGCUCUCAAUCUGGUAUCCAAGGCGCUCGACUCCUUCGACAUCACUGAGCCCACCGACAUCGCUCGCUUCAUAAAAACGGAAUUUGACAGGACAUAUGGGGGGGGAUGGCAAUGCAUAGUGGGGACAGAUUUUGGUUCAUUCGUCACGCACUGCUCUGGCUGCUUCAUUUACUUCUGCGUCGGAAGCCUCGCAAUCUUGCUCUUCAGGGGUUCAAAAUUGAACACUUUUUUCUUCAGGGUUUUUGUUCUUUCUUUCUUUUCGCAAGAAUCAAGAUGUUGA
Rhodamnia argentea is the source of this 450-nucleotide messenger RNA. Its product is annotated as dynein light chain 1, cytoplasmic-like. Gene Ontology annotation, molecular function: dynein intermediate chain binding; dynein light intermediate chain binding. Gene Ontology annotation, biological process: microtubule-based process. The coding region runs from base 112 to 450 and encodes 112 amino acids. The transcript has 2 exons. The record is from RefSeq and is a predicted model, not a curated record. NCBI's taxonomy places the organism in Eukaryota, Viridiplantae, Streptophyta, Magnoliopsida, Myrtales, Myrtaceae. Gene Ontology annotation, cellular component: dynein complex.